AGACCCUACCCUGCUGCCUGCGCCCCUGCCGGCUGCCGCUACCUGUUCCUGAUUUCCUAGUGGCUGGUCCUGCUGCUCACAUCCUCGCCAUCCGCUUGUUGCUGUUUGCCGCUUCGCUGUCGCCGCACCGGUCACCGCCUCGCCGUUUCCGUGCUAUCGUCGUGCGGUCGUCGUCGUCUCACCGUUCUGUCGCCUCACCGUUGAGUUGCUAUUGUCACAGUGUUGCCUUGCCGUCAAGUUGCCCAAUGCCCAGACCACAGUCGCACCACACCUGCAGCCUGAACCCAUGCCGUUGGCCCGCUGCCUGUUCAAUCUGCCCGCAGCCUCGUCGUUUGCCGCAUCGUCCCAUGGCCCUCACUGUGUAUGCGACGGGCUGGGCCUCGAUCAACAAGAUCUUGGCCUUCGUAACCAGCCCGGCCUGGCUGGGUGGCGGGUCGGCUCGGCCGGGUAUUUAACAUUGCCAUGUUUUCUGGGUUGGGUCGGGCUGGUCCAAAUGCCCAAGCCCAGUUAAAAUAUAUUGGAUAGACUGUAAUUUGAAGGUCUUUAAAACGGCAGAGCAUUUUGUAAUAUUGCCCAAACCUUAGCAUGCUUUUGUUUUAUUUUUAAAUCGGGGAGCUCGUACGGAGAACGAGUGGGAGGAAACGUCAACUACCAGGUGACGUGAGGGUAAAGGACUCUGCUGUUUCUGCUGGCUUCCCUUGCAUUAUCGCCAACAAGGAGGGUAGCUUAGCGGACACACUUACUUUUUCCGAUCACCGGAAGACUUGAUCUUUUCUUCAUGGCGAGUUCCAUUGCUGUGCCCACUGUAAAUUUUCACCAGUAUGAGAAAUUCCAGUUGAAUCCGAGCAAAGUGUCUGGCUUGCGGCCAUGGGGAUUGGCACUUGAGCGUGUUAGCUUGGGGUGCAAGAUUGGUUCCCGGGUUCGUAUCGGCAGGGGCAUUUUGUGUAAAGCUGGCGAUACAGGUAGCAACGGCAGAAGGGAACCCGUCGCAAUUCAGCUGUACAACCAAAUAGAUAGGGUUAUGACGGAAGUCAGUAAGCAGUCUCAGGAGGGAAGGAGUUCAUCGGGAGAUUGGACAGAAAUCGAGGGAGCUUGGGUGCUGAAACCAACUAAAAUGAAGCCAAAAUUAGUAGUCCAUUUUAUUGGGGGAAUAUUUGUUGGGGCUGCUCCACAGCUUUCUUACCGUCUGUUUCUUGAGCGACUUUCAGAGAAGGGAAUUUUGGUGGUUGCAACACCAUUUGCUAGUGGAUUGGAUCAUUUUCUCAUUGCUGAUGAAGUGCAGUUUAAGUUUGAUCGAUGUCUACAUCUUCUACAUGACAGUGUGAACGAGCUGCCAGUCUUUGGUAUUGGUCAUUCUCUGGGAUCUGUUAUCCAUCUCCUGAUAGGAUCCAGAUAUGCUGUGCAAAGAAGUGGAAAUGUGUUCAUGGCAUUCAACAACAAGGAAGCAAGCCUGGCCAUUCCAUUGUUUUCUCCAGUCAUUGUGCCCAUGGCUCAGAGCUUUGGUCCAGUUAUUUCCCAGCUCAUAUCCUCUCCCACAAUCCGACUUGGGGCAGAAAUGGCUAAGAAACAGCUGGAAAACCUGAGUCCUCCAAUCCUAAAGCAAGUUCUUCCUUUGAUAGACCAACUUCCUCCCUUAUACACGGAUUUGGUUAAUGGACGAGAAGAUUUCACCCCAAGGCCAGAAGAAACUCGCCGACUGGUCAAAUCCUAUUAUGGAAUCUCUCGGAAUCUGCUAGUGAAAUUCCGUGACGAUACAAUUGAUGAAACUUCAAUCUUAGCUCAGGUGUUGAGCUCUGAAUCUGCAAUUAGUUCAUCUUUGGAUAUGUCUAUUCGCACGUUACCAGGGGAUCAUGGGCUUCCUUUACAACAAGUUCUGCCAGAUAUUCCUCCAGCUAUGGCUGAUGCUGUGAACAGAGGGGGAGAACUGCUGGCAAAUCUAACAAUCGGAACGCCGUGGGAGACUAUAGGGAGAGAGGUGGGAAGCACAUUGGGUGCAGAUUCGAGAGAUCUUCGUACCCAAAUGACAAAGGAUGUAGACCUUCUUGUGGAUGUUAUUGCUUCGUGGAUGCUGACAAACUCUGGUCUUAAGUUACUGCGUUCCUGAUGGAUGGUCAGAAGCAGUCGGAUGCAGCAUAGCACCGCCCAACAGAAGGCUGGAGGAUCCAAAUGGUUAGUGGCAUGUCAAGUGAAGCUAAAGAGCAGAGCUGUUUACUGCAUCAUCACAUAGAUGUUGAGGCUAUGGCCUACUUACUGGAUGCUUGGAAGUUGGAAUGGAGCUGAUGAUUACUACUCAGAUGAUAUGAGGCUAUUAGGAGAUGCUUGUAGAAACUGCAGUUCUGGACAAAGUACCGUUCACUUUAACGUUCUCUUUUCUGUGAGUGGAGUUGAAAAAUCAUGCCUUUGUCACUAGCUCCUGGAAUUGGUCGCCAUAUAAAUGGUUAUUUCGUCCGUGGAUGCCUCUGUUAAGCACCAACUGAGCUAGAUGAAAGCAUACUCGUAUAUGGAACAGGUUACAUGGAUA
This is a messenger RNA of Nymphaea colorata (pocket water lily), 2521 nucleotides long. RefSeq lists its product as uncharacterized. The transcript is spliced from 11 exons. Lineage: Eukaryota; Viridiplantae; Streptophyta; Magnoliopsida; Nymphaeales; Nymphaeaceae. The record is from RefSeq and is a predicted model, not a curated record. Bases 779 to 2104 code for a protein of 441 amino acids.